GGUCACACUGUGCACGUGUAAAUUCUGUCACGAAAUAAACAAUCAUUUGUGAAUUUUUAACACGCCGCCAUGAGUUCCGACGAGUGUAGCGAUGGCGUAGAAGACCUAAAGGAGCUGAUGGCCCUGUACAAGCAGGAGGAAACGAAACCUCACGAGAAGAAAAAAGAACCCUACAUCCCGAAGGCUUCCAAGGCGAAGAAUCUGAACUAUGUGGAGGUGCCCAUGGAAAAGGUACUCUUCGGGGACAGAGAGCGGUUCCUCAAGAACCUGGCUGCUUCCGUGAAAGGUCGCCCAGUACUCGCUGAGGUGUAUGAGGAGAAGGAGCAAGCAUCGGGUGAUGAUAUCCCGGGGAAGAAGAGGAAAGCUGCCUGGUCGGAUUCCGAUGACGAGGACCUCCAAGUGGGCGAUGUAAAGAAGCCCACCAAGCACACGGGACCGCUGAAUCACCUGCGCAAGGAUAAAUCCUACAAGGAGUACCUGACGGCACGAUUCCAGCGUACCCAAAACCAACCGAAAUGGGCGGAAAAGAGGGUCAAAGAGGAUGACGACGACUUAUCAUCCGAUGAAGAGCUGCUCCGGACCGUGGGCUUUAUCGAUCGCAAGGCUAGGCGCAUUGAUCUACCUGAAAAGAUUUUGAACUUCAAGCGUGUCAAGGAUCUGAACAGAGCCUCCUAUGCUGAGGGUCUCGUCUCCAGCGUGCAGUUCCAUCCUACUAGCACGGCUGCUCUGGUGGCGGGCGAGAACUCUGUGGCCACCAUCUACACGGUGGACGGACAGAAGAAUGAGAAGCUGCACAACAUGCGGUUCAAGAAGUUUCCCCUGAUCUGCGCCCGGAUUGCACCCUGUGGCACCAAGGCGUACUUUGGCUCGACGAAAAAACACUACUAUGCCUACGACCUCCUGGAGGCCACGGAAUCCAAGCUGGUGCUGCCAAGCAACAUAAACUCGAUGCACCGCUUUGAAGUGUCGCCUUGUGGAAAAUUCAUUGUGACAGCUGGGAAGUAUGGAGCCAUCCACCUCCUGACAGCAAACACCAACGAGCUGUUGCACAGCUUCAAGCAAGAGGGCGAGGUGCGAGGUCUUUGCUGGUCCGGCGACUCGCGCAGGAUUCUCGCCUGCGGCUCCAGUUCUAAUGUCAACGUGCUGAGUCUGCGAAAGAACCUUAUCGAGCACUCCUUCUUGGACGAUGGCUGCAUCAGUGGACAGUGCAUCCAGCUGGCUCCUAAUCAACGCCUUCUGGCCACCGGCAGCAGCGAGGGAGUGGUGAAUAUCUACGACUACGAAACAGUGUUCGCCUCAGCAAUUCCACAGCCGGAGAAGCGCUUCAUGAAUCUAAGAACGGCCAUUUCGGAUCUGCAAUUCAAUCACUCCUCGGAGCUGCUAGCCAUGAGCUCACGUGAGGCGCCGAAUGCCAUGAAGCUGGCUCAUUUCCCGAGCGCCACCGUGUACUCCAACUUCCCUGGGCAAACUGAUAAUGUGGGCUUUGUGACCUCGAUGGCUUUUUCGCCGCACAGCAGCUUCGUGGCCUUCGCUACCAAGGGCAAACGAGUGCCGCUCUAUAGGCUGAAGUACUACAAGAAUUAUUAGCUUUAAUCGAAGGUUCUUCGAUUUUUAUAAGCAAUUUCGAUCACAAAAAAACUGCAAAUUUUAUAUAAAC
Molecule: messenger RNA, 1657 nt
Organism: Drosophila serrata
Lineage: Eukaryota; Metazoa; Arthropoda; Insecta; Diptera; Drosophilidae
Gene: wcd
Product: U3 small nucleolar RNA-associated protein 18 homolog wicked
Biological process (GO): rRNA processing
Cellular component (GO): small-subunit processome; Pwp2p-containing subcomplex of 90S preribosome
Molecular function (GO): protein binding
Source: RefSeq, a predicted model, not a curated record